GCGCUGGGGUGCUGGCGCAGCUCGGGCGAUUACAUGCGGACACUUCGCUUUCAGCCAUGCCUGCCCCGGGAGCUCUCUGCCUGCUGUAAUUUUCUCCCUUUGAUCUCGCUGGAUCCUCUCUGGGGCUCCGGAGCUCCGCUUGCACCUACCUGCCUGCUGCGUGUGCGCGAGAGAGGGUUUUUCCUCUGGGUUUUUCUUCUGGUUUUUUUGCUACAAGUACCGAAUUUUUUUACUUAACGCCGAACGCGAACAGCAUCAGAGCCACACGACUUUUUUAAGCUACUGGAAAUAACUUUUGCCUGGGAUUUACAGCAGCAUUCCCUCCCGGCCCCUGCGGACUCCAGCAGGCUCGCAGCCUAACAGGUUUGCAAAGCUUUUUUUUUUUUUUUCCUUGUAAAUCCCCGUUUCUCUCCAUAGCCGUGCGAUCACCGUGACUUCGGUUUUAAUCGAAAACACCUCCCGUCUGAAUUCUCCCGGUUAUGAAGGCUCCUCGCUACGUUUCAUGUGACCUUUGGGCAGAGCAUGGAACUUUCUGUUUUAUUUUGUGGGGCCUUGAGUCGGGAUCUUCUUAAACGUGUGCUUGGAAGCGGUCAUACCGGAACUCGGGCGCGCACAGAAAUAGUGCCAGAGAAACCAGAUACGCCGUAACUUUCUGCCUGAUACCUGUUUGGCUUGGUGUCUAAACUUUUAUAAGUGUUUGGGAGGCCUUUUUAUUUCCCGGGAACUUGGAAGCUAUGAAGAGGAGCUCGGUGCUUUAUUAAUUACCCUGGAGAACUGCACCCGGAGUCAGACUCUUGAGCAUGGAUUGCUAGGAGAAAGGUAAAGCUGGUCUUGAAUGAAGCACUUCUGGCACGAGGAAGAUGGAAGGGAUCAACUCCAUUUGGAAGAGGAUGGUACCGAAGCAAACUUUCUUUUCAGCCUAAAUUCAAGGAAUACCACCUGCCUGAUUUCUGGGAAGGAUACCGAUCGGUGCAGAUAACAUUCAAGGCUGUGCCUGUGCUGUGGGAAACGCUGGCAAGGAGUUUGUUUGUUUAAAAUAUGCCUCUGAGCUCCCAGCGGCCCUUGAGCACGUGGCACCGAGGAAGAGGGCCGGCGAUGGCGAGAGCCAGCGUUGCCCGUUGAGCCGCGCUGGCGGUGGCCGAGCCCCUCUGUGCCGUGCCCGGGGUGUCUCUGGGAGCGCACACUCGGACCCCCCCAAGGAGCUUUUCCGCUCGGAUCCCGCCGCGGGGUGAGGACGCGUUCCCGACGGUAUGUGUGGCCCGAGCGCGCUGCUGCAGCUGGUAGCAUGAGUGCUGGCCCCCAGCUGCAGCUGGCUGUCCUCUGGCCUUGGCUGCUCAUGGCGACCCUGCAGGCAGGACUGGGCCACACUGGGCUGGUGCUGGUGGCCGCGGUGGAGUCGGAGCGGGCGGCGGCGCAGAAGGCCAUCAUCAGGGUGAUCCCCCUCAAAGUGGAGCCCAUCAUCCUGGAAGGGGAGUUCGCCAACGUCGCCGAGGUGACCCCGGCCGAAGGGAAGCUGCUCCAGUCCCACCCGCUGUCCCUGUGCAACACCAGUGAGGAUGAACACACCGAGUCAGGAUUCAUCACCAUCGUCAAGCUGGAACAGCCAGACCGGGACCCCAACCCCUGCCUGUCCCUGGCUAACAAGGCGAAGCUGGCGGGGGAGCGUGGAGCCCGUGCGAUCCUUUUCGACAUCACUGACGAUGAAAGUGCUGCUGAUCAGCUGAGGAAGCCCAGAGGCCUGAGCCAGCCUGUGGUUCUGAUCAGGGGCCACGACGCCGAGCAGCUCAUGAGCGUCGUGAACAAGAACAGAGAGGCCCAUGUGAAGAUAGAGGUCAAGGAGCCACCAGCCUGGCCAGACUACGAUGUGUGGAUUCUCCUCACGGUGGUCAGCACUGUGGUCGUCAUCGUUUUGAUUUUCGUUGUCCGCACAAAGUGCCAACUGAACAGGACUCAGGACUCCGUGCAGCAGCAGACCCUGCAGGCCAUCGGGCAGUUGGCCACGCGCCGGUACCAGCCCCGGUGCCGCCCGGCGUCGCGGUGGGACUCGGCCAGCAGCUGCAGCUCCGCCCCAGUCUGUGCCAUCUGCCUGGAGGAGUUCAGCGAGGGCCAGGAACUGCGGAUCAUCUCGUGCUCCCACGAGUUCCAUCGGGAGUGCGUUGACCCUUGGCUGCAGCAACACCACACGUGUCCCCUUUGCAUGUUCAAUAUUCUUGCCAGAGACUCAACGGACCAGGCCAUGGCCACCAGCUCCAGGCUGGCCCCUCAGGACAUGGAGCCUGGACGGCGACUCCACCUUUUCCGCCAGCACCCAGGACAUGCCCUUUACCACCUCCCACACCCGUAUCCUCAGAGGAACCUCAGGAGCUUUCUCCCGGAGCCAGCCCAUGGCAACCCCUUCUUCCACUCCCCAGAGCUCUCCCAGCUGGAUUUUGACACCAUCCACUACAUGCCCUACAGACCGGCCCCCUCCCUGCUCGCCUGCGGCCACACGUCCCCGCUGGCCCCGGGCUUGCUGGGCCAGCAGCUCCCCGUGCCCUCGGCUUGUGGGCAGGCGCUGGCACCCCACAGGACGUGUUCCCUGCAGCCCCAGCCCCCCUGCCCCGGGCUCAAGGCAACCCUGGCACAGAAGCAGCACCGCACACCCGCCCUGCGCCGGGGGGUGAGCCACGGGCACCAGCACAACAGCAGCGGCUCCGGGGAGAGUUACCUGACGGAGCACAGCGGGUACCUGGCGGACGGGCCGGGCAGCGACUCCAGCUCGGGGCCCUGCCACGGCUCCUCCAGCGACUCCAUGUUGAACUGCACGGACGUCAGUCUGCAGGGCAUCCACGGCAGCUGCUCCACGUUCCGCAGCUCCCUGAGCAGCGACUACGAUCCCUUCGUGUACUGCAGCUCCGAGGGCCCCGCCACGGACCACGGCCAGGAGCCGCUGCGGCCGCCCAGGGAGAGGCGGCCCAGGUCCUUGGACCUCAUGGUGCCCGGGGGAGCUGCUCCAGCCAAGCCCCAGGUGCUCAGCCACGUCCACUACCACCACCACCAGCACCACCACUACCGACGGGACACGGAGUGUGCCCCCGGACGCGCCGGGCAGGGACCUGUGCCACGCAAACCCCGCUACUCUGGGGCCAAGGUUGGCUUCCACGGGGCUCGGACACAAAAGAGGACUGAGAAGAGCCAUCACUGCCAGCAGCCUCCGGAAAGCAGCGCUGUGCUGCAGGAGGCAGCUCUGGCAGGACAGCCAGCCUGUCCCCAGGAAGGCCGGGAGCCCCCUCAUGCCCUCUCCACUUCUCCAAACAGGUUGGACUUCAGUGUAGAUGCCAACAGACAGUUGGGAGCAGCUGGCACAUCCCUUGCCCUGCUGCCUCCAAGACACAGCCUGCAGAGCCGGCAUCACCGAAGGAAAAGAAAGUGUUCCCUGGAGCCCGACCCCGCUCUGCUGCCCAAGGACUCGGCCUUGCCCAAAGCCUGCGAUACUCACCUUCCCCACGGCCAUCCCAGUGGCUCCCGCUGCUCUCCCGAGGUCCAGCCCCUGAUCCCAAGCGCUCCCCUGCCCAGUGGCUCCGGCUCCCGGCCGCUCUGGAAGUGUUUGGUGCCGCAGUCCAGCUCCGAGCUGAGGAAGCAGGAGGAGGGGGUGUCGGGACGGGAGGGAACCCGCCCGGUUCCUGCGGAUUUCUCAGGGACAGGCACCCACAGACACAGUCUGAGUCUCCACCUGCACUGCCCGUCCCAGCAGGGUGGGCAGGGAUCUGAAGAGGAGGUCCAGGAUGUCCAUGAACACUCAGUCUAAUGAAACACUGGCCUGUUUGCUCCCUGGGAGCUGGAGUGGACACAGAUGUUCAGCAGGAGGAGUUCACACCUCGCUCUCUGCACAGGACCGUGCGAUGCCCAGCCCGGCCCCGCCAGACACAGACUGCAAACAGCAGUGGGGCACUUGUGGUCUCCUCACACGUCCCCACAUUGCAACAGUCCCACAAACAGAGCUGUGCUCUCCAGGCCCCCUUCUCUGAAGGCACAGGCAGCCCGUGGUCACCCUGUGGCACCUCUGCGUGGGCUGGGCAGAGGCACCAGCGGGAGAGCUCAGCGAGGGAGUGCAAGCUGCUAUUUUGGCAUGUUCAUGCCACAGAAGGUUUUGCUAAACACUUCAAAAAUAAACAAGCCUUCGAGACCAAAAGCUGCAGAAAUGACUUUCUGUGGCCUGGUAGCUCCUGACUUCAUUUCCUUACUUAGGUCAAAAGCCAGACUUCUCCAAUUAAGUUUUCCAUGCCUAUUUCAGACACAGGAACAAGCUAUUCUCCAUCUCACCGCUCACAGGUCUGCCCUGCAAGGUGCUGCUUCUGACUCCAGUGGAAACCAACAGCUCUCACCACUUCUGAUCCCUCCAGUGCCCCUCAGCUGACGCCGUCUCGGCCAUUCCCUGCAUUUGGCAGCAGCAGGAGAGGUGAAGACACAGGGACAACGUCAGCACUUCUGGGAAGGAGCUGGGUCAGACUCUUUCCAUUGCAAAGAAUCCACCCUCUCAUCUGGCAAUGUGAACAAGUCUCUCACUCACCCUCUAACUCCUCCACCCACCCUCAAACUAGGUGUCAUGGCCAGCCCUGUUAAGAGCAACUCAUUUUUUGAGCGUGUUUCAAACCUGAGGUGUCCCCGUCACAGGAGUCAUGGAAAAUCCUUGAGUUCACGUGGUUCCUGCUGCUUCCUCUCUCACUGCCUCAAGACACAGCAAAAAUUCCCAGCAGAAGCCUCCAUAAUAAAUGCAGAGCAGGGCCCCAUCCAUCGCCCAGCCUUAUCUUCAUAUUUCUGAGACACCUGAAAUGAUCCUCUGAAGGAAUUUUUCAGAAUACCCUUCUGUCUUUUCCAACAUUUUGAUGAUGCAGGGAGAAAACUCGAGAAAUCAUCAGGCUCCAGUUUAUUACUUUCCCCCCCUCCCAUUUGUGGAAGGUUUUGGGGGUUUUUUUGGAUGCCACCAGUUCUUAUUUCCUACGUCUCAUAAUUUGCAGACCUUCAAGUAAAAUAAAACCUGCCAAAUUCAAAACAUCUAGAACCCAAACAGCUUCCAAACAGCAGGGAAUUCCUGUUGAGCUCAUUGCCCUAAAUGAUCAGUCAGGCCAAAGAAUCAGAUUCCCAUGUGAAGUGCACAUUUAUAUGGCACCAAGUGCUUCCAAGCACAGGGAAACACUGCUGGAUACAACACUGGAGCUGAAGGUAACUCCUGACAGUUUGAAACCUGGGGUAGGAACAGGCUCCCCCGUGUGCUCAGUGCUCAGCAACCCUCCUGUGUCUUCCUUUGAAUCAGCAGCAGCUUCUCCAGCUCGAGGGAGAGCACACCGGUUAUGCAGUCCCAGUUCAGGAUAAUUCUGCCUCUGCCUUCGUUUGUGGUGAGGAAAGCUUUUUAUGGGGUUUGCUGCCCUUAAUCCUUGGAAAAAAGGCAUCUUUCUCCCAGCUGCUCAUCAGCCCCUGACAGUCAGUGAUCAGCCAAUAGCACUGUUUCAUUAUUCCCUUGCUAUUCCCUUCCCUGUCUCCUGUGACUGAGCCCCUGCAGGACCUUUCAGUGUAGAGAAGAAACGAAUUUCUUUCAUCAAAGAACCCACCAGAAUUACAUUUAAACCUUUCCAGGCUCUUCUUGCAGGCAGAAGACACGAGCUCAGAUGUUUUCUCCCUUGCAGGGAAGUCAGUUUUCAACUAGAGGAAAAUACCCAGGAGCAGAUCCAGAUUUGCCCUGUUUGGCUUCUUGUGGACUUUGUCCAUGGCUUGUCUCAACCAGCUCCCCACGUCCUUGACCAUUCUGGAGGGCUCAGAGGACUUCACAGAGGGGAGGGCCAUGAAGUCAGGGUGCUCCCACUGUUCUCUUUAGGAGUCAAGAAGGCUGAGAGCUUCCAGGGAUGCAUUUCACUGCUCAAAGGAACAAGUGGGCUCUUUUGCAGUCAAAAGUCCUCCUCUCUUUUCCCUCCUUAUCCCUAACUACACAAAGAAUCUGCAGCAAGCCCCAAGCUUCUUGGGAGCACUAAUGCACCCUCCACUCCCCACUGCAGUAUUACCAGGGUGCCAGGGCAGUGCCUGCUUCCAAGUGUUUCCCUUUCCUGACCUUAUGCUGCUGCUCCUUUUCAUCUAGAAACGGCCCUGCUGGAUGUUGUCCUGCUCUGUGGGCCUUGUUCAGCUGCAGGUCUGCCUUGGUGGGGGCCCAGGUGGGAGGAGAGGGGGGAACUCUCUGGGAAGGUGAGUUUUACGAUCCUUUUCGGUAGAUGGGUGACUGUCCUUGGCUGCCAGGAAGGGAAGAAGCAAUAUCUGAGAAAACAGGGAAUGGCUCCUCACAGUUCCUGUACCUCUGGCUUCUGGGUGAUGCUUUUGAGUGCUCAGUAUGCAUGGGCUCCAUCACGGAAUUUCUCCAGCAUCCCAGCAGUGAAGCAGAGCUCAUUUUCCUUCAUUGCAUCCAAGGCUGAAAACUGAUGGAAACCAGAGCAUCCCAAGGUCCCUCUGUCCCAACCGAAGGCCCAGCCCUUCCCCAGGGACCCCCUUUUUCCCAGGAGCUCCCACCCCCUGAGCUGGGAUCCACGACUGGGCUGGCUGGACAUCCCCCCUCCUACACAGAUCCUUCAGAUCCUUCGGAAAUGUGAAUAUUGGUUUGUUUUGUUGUUGUUGCUUCUUGUUUAGUUUGGUUUUUUUUGCUGAGUCUGUCCUGGCUCUCGGGGCUUGGGAAUAAAUUAUGACCCAGGGAAAAAAAAACCAAAACCAAAACCCAAAAAAACCCCACUGCAAAAACAAUCCAAAAAAAAAAAAAAAAGGAAAAUACGUUUUAUAUAUAUGCCAAACUGUGUAUUUAUGUCCGAUCCACACAGAGAUGUGUGAAUAUGCUGAUGUGCUCAGAAAUAUAUUUAUUUACUAAUAUAUUUAUCCAGGUA
Messenger RNA from Chiroxiphia lanceolata (lance-tailed manakin), 6896 nucleotides. RefSeq names its product ring finger protein 43 (gene RNF43). The coding region runs from base 1286 to 3787 and encodes 833 amino acids. Gene Ontology annotation, biological process: Wnt receptor catabolic process; ubiquitin-dependent protein catabolic process. The record is from RefSeq and is a predicted model, not a curated record. Gene Ontology annotation, molecular function: frizzled binding; ubiquitin protein ligase activity. NCBI's taxonomy places the organism in Eukaryota, Metazoa, Chordata, Aves, Passeriformes, Pipridae. The transcript has 10 exons.